AUGUCUUCGAAAAAGAUUGUGUUGACAAGCUCCGAUGGUGAAUCUUUCAAGGUUGAAGAAGUGGUGGCAAGAAAACUGCAGAUCGUAGGACACAUUAUCGAAGACGACUGUGCUACAAACAAAAUCCCUAUUCCAAACGUUACCGGAGAGAUUCUCGCCAAGGUUAUCGAGUACUGCAAGAAACACGUUGAAGACGAUGAUGACGUGGUGGAGACGCAUGAAUCAUCGACGAAAGGAGAUAAAACAGUUGAGGAGGCGAAGAAGAAGCCUGAUGAUGUGGCCGUACCUGAAUCAACUGAAGGAGAUGAUGAAGCUGAGGAUAAGAAGGAGAAGCUUAAUGAGUGGGAUGCAAAGUUCAUGAAGGAUUUCGAUAUUAAGACGAUCUUCGACAUUAUUCUGGCUGCUAACUAUCUCAACGUCCAAGGUCUUUUUGAUCUCUGUAGCAAGACCAUUGCAGAUUACAUAAAAGAUAUGACGCCAGAGGAAGUUCGAGAACUCUUUAACAUCGAGAAUGAUUUCACACCUGAAGAAGAAGAAGCAAUUCGCAAUGAAAACGCUUGGACUUUUGAGCAAGAUGGAAAACAACAAGUUCCAAAACCCUAG
Messenger RNA from Arabidopsis thaliana (thale cress), 603 nucleotides. It is a transcript of the gene SK19, whose product is annotated as SKP1-like 19. The transcript has a single exon. Gene Ontology annotation, biological process: jasmonic acid mediated signaling pathway; protein ubiquitination; ubiquitin-dependent protein catabolic process. The record is from RefSeq and is marked reviewed. Lineage: Eukaryota; Viridiplantae; Streptophyta; Magnoliopsida; Brassicales; Brassicaceae. Gene Ontology annotation, cellular component: nucleus. The coding region runs from base 1 to 603 and encodes 200 amino acids.